AUGUCGUCCGACGCUGAAGUCCCGGAGAUUGCAGCUUUCUUCGAGAGGCUUCUCUCACGGAACAGAGACCUCUCUCUGUUCAUCCCUUUCAUGCUAGGGUUGGCCACCGCCCCAACCAGAGACGGUGGAGAAGAAGAAGCAAACGGGCCGGUCGACAGGAUCGUCUUCGUCAACCCUUUCACCCAAAGCACGGUCAUGAUCGAAGGAGCUUCAGGUGGGUUCGAUUCUCUGCUUAGGGAUUGGCUGCUGGCUAGCCAGAGCAAUGGCGGCGGUGGUCAGCCGCCUGCUUCCAAGGCCUCGAUCGAAGCCAUGCCGACUGUUGAGAUUGGGGGAGAGGGUGGAAUUGAGGGCGAGUGUGUGAUCUGUUUGGAAGAGUGGAAGGUUGGGGAGGUUGUUAAGGAGAUGCCCUGCAAGCACAGGUUCCAUGGCGGUUGCGUGGAGAAGUGGUUGGGGAUUCAUGGGUCUUGCCCCGUUUGCAGGCACCAGAUGCCUGCGGAGGAGAAAGAUUCGUUGAAGAAGAUGGAGAGUGAUCGUCAGCAACAAGAGGGACAAGAAGGAGAAGAAGGAGCUGGUGGGGAAGAAAGGAGGGAGAGGAGGAGGACUCCAAGGGAGAUUUGGGUUAGCUUCACUAUUGGUGCUAGAACGACUGGUUCUGGUGACUCUACUGAUUCCGCCACAAAUUCUGGCUCAGUCUGA
This is a messenger RNA of Linum tenue, 696 nucleotides long. Lineage: Eukaryota; Viridiplantae; Streptophyta; Magnoliopsida; Malpighiales; Linaceae. The record is from the annotation of a GenBank genome assembly.